Priceomyces carsonii is the source of this 657-nucleotide messenger RNA. It is a transcript of the gene FUR1, whose product is annotated as uracil phosphoribosyltransferase. Bases 1 to 657 code for a protein of 218 amino acids. The record is from RefSeq and is a predicted model, not a curated record. NCBI's taxonomy places the organism in Eukaryota, Fungi, Ascomycota, Pichiomycetes, Serinales, Debaryomycetaceae. The transcript has a single exon. Gene Ontology annotation, cellular component: cytoplasm.
AUGUCUGUUUCACAUGAAGUGAGCAAGAACGUGAUAUUACUACCACAAACAAACCAGAUCAUAGGAUUGUAUUCUAUAAUUCGAGAUAAGAAUACUAAAAGAGGAGAUUUUGUCUUUUAUGCUGAUAGAAUUAUUAGGCUUCUCGUUGAAGAGGGACUCAACCAAUUGCCAGUCGAGGAAGCUGUGAUAGAGUGCCAUGGAGGGAAUAAAUACAAUGGUGUCAAAUUUCUUGGAAAGAUUUGCGGAGUUUCUAUCGUAAGGGCUGGAGAAUCAAUGGAGAUGGGUCUCAGAGAUUGUUGUAGAUCUGUAAGAAUUGGAAAAAUUCUUAUUCAGAGAGAUGAAGAAACUGCAAUGCCUAAGUUAUUCUACGAGAAGUUGCCCGAAGACAUUAGUGACCGUUAUGUGUUCUUAUUGGACCCAAUGUUAGCAACUGGAGGUAGUGCCAUGAUGGCCGUGGAGGUGUUAUUAUCAAGAGGCGUAAAAAUGGAAAGAAUCUUAUUUUUAAAUUUGUUGGCAGCUCCUGAAGGCAUCAAGGCAUUUCAAGAUAAAUAUCCGGAUGUAAAAGUCAUUACAGGGGGAAUUGAUGAAAAAUUGGAUGAAAAUAAAUAUAUUGUUCCGGGGUUGGGUGAUUUUGGCGAUAGAUAUUAUUGCAUUUAA